CCCUGGGAUGAAUAAAUUGGAAGGCAAAAGCCCUACUGUCCUUCUGUCUUUUGCUGUUCUGCUCACAGGGAGCUGGAAACAAUGUUUUUGCUGUGCUGGCUCUCCGCAAACAAAAUCUUCAAUAAGUAUAAAUAUAAACAAUGUUGAGCCAGAGGAACCUGCUGAGGAGGCAGAAGAAAUAAAACAGCAAAUUGCAGAAGACUCAUUCUGUGCUGAUGUCCAGGUGCAAACUUCCUAUGUGGAAAUACCACCAGGAGACAGGUGGCGUUGGUCGCGAUUACAAACAGAAGCUCAGGUGCAAACCUCAAAUCUUGGACUACCAGACGAAGAGACUUUCCUCCCAUUUGAAAGUGAGGUCCAGGUACAAACCUCAGAUCUUGAAAUAUUAGAGGAGGAGACUUCAUUGCCAUCGCAAACAGAGGCCCAGGUGCAAACAUCACUUAUUGAAGUACUAGAUAUGGAGACUUUAUUCCCCAUUGAAAGUGAGCCUCUGGAGCAGACCCCAGAUCUUGACUUUCAAGACAUGCAGAUGAAGAAUUUAUUCCCAUUAUUCGUUGAAGUUGAAGUGCAAACCUCAUAUGUAGACAUACCAGCAGGGAAUAACUGGCGUUCGACACGACUACAAGCCGAGGCCCAAGUGCAAACCUCAAAUCAUGAACUAUUAGAGAUGCUUUCCUCCCUCUCACAAAAGGAAGCCCAGGUGCAAACUUCCAAACUUUCAAUAACAGAAGCAGAGGAAGUGCUUCUUCCCCCAUCACUAACCGAGGCCCAGGUGCAAACCUCUGAACUUGCAGUAACGGAAACGGAGGAGGAGGUGGCCCCAUUCCAGGUAGAAGAAAAGCCUGUCCCCACAACCCAAAGUGAAGCUGCUGUGCAAACCUCAUAUGUAGACAUACCAGCAGGGAAUAAGUGGCGUUUGUCACGGCUACAAGCUGAGGCCCAGGUGCAAACAUCAAGUAUUGAGUUACUGAAGAGGCUUUCUUCCCCAUCGCUAACUGAGGCCCAGGUGCAAACCUCCAAACUUGCAGUAGCAGAGGAGGUGCCUCUUUCCCCCUCACUAACCGAGGCCCAGGUGCAAACCUCCAAACUUGCAGUAACAGAAGCAGAGGAGGAGGAAGCCCCAUUCCCAAUAGAAGAAAAGCCUCUCUCCAAAAGCAUAGCUGACGCUGCUGUGCAAACCUCCUUUGUGGACGUACCAGUAGGGAAUAAAUGGCGUUCAUCACGGCUACAAGCUGAGGCCCAGGUGCAAACCUCAGGUAUUGAGUUACUGAAAAAGCUUUCUUCCCUCUUAGUAAACAAGGUCCAGGUGCAAACGUCAAGUAUUGAGUUACUGAAGAAGCUUUCUUCCCCAUCAUUAACCGAGGCCCAGGUGCAAACCUCCAAACUUGCAGUAACAGAAGCAGAGGAGGAGGAAGCCCCAUUCCCAAUAGAGGAAAAGCCUCUCUCCAAAACCGUAGCUGACGCUGCUCUGCAAACCUCAUAUAUAGACAUACCAGCAGGGAAUAAGUGGCAUUUGUCACGGCUACAAGCUGAGGCCCAGGUGCAAACGUCAAGUAUUGAGUUACUGAAGAAGCUUUCUUCCCCAUCGCUAACUGAGACCCAGGUGCAAACCUCCAAACUUGCAGUAACAGAAGCAGAGGAGGUGCCUCUUUCCCCCUCACUGACUGAGGCCCAAGUGCAAACCUCUGAACUUGCAAUAACAGAAGCGGAGGUGGAGGAAGCCCCAUUCCCAAUAGAACAAAAGCCUCUCUCCAAAACCGUAGCUGACGCUGCUGUGCAAACCAUAUUUGUAGACAUACCAGUAGGGAAUAAAUGGCGUUCAUCACGGCUACAAGCUGAGGCCCAGGUGCAAACGUCAAGUAUUGAGUUACUGAAGAAGCUUUCUUCCCCCUCACUAACCGAGGCCCAGGUGCAAACCUCCAAACUUUCAAUAACGGAAGCGGAGGAGGUGCCUCUUGCCCCCUCACUAACCGAGGCCCAGGUGCAAACCUCCAAACUUUCAAUAACGGAAGCGGAGGAGGUGCCUCUUGCCCCUUCACUAACCGAGGCCCAGGUGCAAACCUCCAAACUUGCAGUAAUGGAAGCGGAGAAAAUGCCUCUUGCCCCCUCACUAACCGAGGCCCAGGUACAAACCUCCAAACUUGCAGUAACGGAAGCGGAGGAGGUGCCUCUUUCCCCCUCGCUAACUGAGGCUGAGAUGCAAACCUCCAAACUUGCAGAAGCAAAGACGACCUUUCCCUCCCCAUCACAAACUGAGGUUCACAUCCAGUCUUCGUAUUUUGAAGUACCAGAGUUGGAGGAUGAGAUGCCCACUACCCCAAUCAAAGAGAAACCCCUCCCCCUAACACUGAUGGAGGCCCAGGUGCAAACUUCCUAUGUAGACAUACCAGCAGGGAAUAAGUGGCGUUCAUCACGACUGCAAGUGGAAGCCCAGGUGCAAACCUCCAGGCUUGAAUUGCCAGAGGCAAAAGAGAAGGCUCCUUCCCUAUCCCAAACACAGGCUGAGAUGCAAACCACCAGGGUUGAAAUAACAGAAGAGAAAGCAGCACCUCUGACUCCUCCAGAUGUUAAAAUAUUAGAAGAGGAGACGCUGAAGGAGGAGAUAGAGCUGAAGCUUCCACGCCCUGAAUAUACCGAGGCCCAGGUGCAGACCUCGCUUGUUGAAAUACCUGUGGGGAAGAAGUGGCGUUCAUCCCGUUUAUGUACCGAGGCCCAGGUGCAAACAUCAUAUCAAGAACUCCCAGUUGUGAAGAGCAAGACUUUGCCCCCACAAGGUACUGGGGUGGUAAAGAAGGUCACUGAGCGUACAGCAUCAAAGAAAGUACCAAAAACCUCGACACGAGCAGCACCAAUAUCUGUGCACUUACAUGUAAAGAUGACUCCACAGCGCCGAAAUGGGAAUAAAAAGAACUAGU
Gopherus evgoodei (Goodes thornscrub tortoise) is the source of this 2915-nucleotide messenger RNA. RefSeq lists its product as uncharacterized. The transcript has 4 exons. Bases 8 to 2914 code for a protein of 968 amino acids. Lineage: Eukaryota; Metazoa; Chordata; Testudines; Testudinidae. The record is from RefSeq and is a predicted model, not a curated record.